This is a messenger RNA of Echinostoma caproni, 756 nucleotides long. The record is from the annotation of a GenBank genome assembly. NCBI's taxonomy places the organism in Eukaryota, Metazoa, Platyhelminthes, Trematoda, Plagiorchiida, Echinostomatidae.
AUGGAUGGGGAACCGUUGAAGCGAGUUCGGAAGAGCAGAAAAGAAAAUAGUAACGACAGAAAAGAGAUAAUGAAGCAACAGCCCGACGAUGCGAAAGCGACUGCAGGUUGGAAGUUUAAGACGGUUCGUCGAUCAACCGGAUGGCCUUACGUUGAAAAAGAAGAAGCUCAAAGUCAAUAUGUUAAGUUGAUUUCAGACCUUGUGGCAAAUGAAUCGGAUGUGCCAAAAAGCGAUUCUGUACCCAUCACUGAAUCCGGUGACGGUCUUGAUUGUUUUCUUGAUCGUGGUGUCCUAACAUUGCGUUUAAACCGUCCGGAAAAAAAGAAUGCCAUCACCCCGAAGAUGUAUCGUAUGUGGACGGAAAAGUUGUCUUACGCAUCAAGUGAUUUCGAGGUGAAAUUGGUGGUCGUAACAGGUACAGGAGAUUAUUUUUCAAGUGGAAACGACUUGACAACGUUUCUCAAGCCUAUUCAAUCGGGUGUCUCAAUUGCGCAAGUGGCUCGAGAAGGCCGGGAUAUUUUGCGUGAAUUUGUGGCUUCUUUCAUUGAUUGCACCAAACCACUAAUUGCUUGUGUCAAUGGACCGGCAGUCGGUAUCAGUGUAACCACCUUGGGACUAUACGAUUUGGUCUUAGCGGCGGACAAUGCCCAUCCUCUCGAUACACUUUCCCACCAUUGGUUCAAUAGCACAACGGUUCGACACCUUUCCCGUGCUCGUAUUUUGGAGUAUGUAUAUUCUGGUUCUGUAUAUGCGUGA